AUGGGUUGGGUUAGAGGAGAAACUCUCGGAAAGGGUGGUUUUGGGUUCGUCUCCAUGGCCAAAACCAACCAAGAUCAUAAUCUGCCGCCAUUGAUUGCCGUGAAAUCCUCCAAAGUUUCUGAGUCGGAAUCACUGAAGAAGGAGAAGGAGUUGCUCAACAAGUUCCAGUCAUGCCCCUCUAUCCUCCGCUGCUUCGGAGACGAAAUCACGACCGAAAACGGGGCCUUGGGUUGCUCGGUUCUACACAUGCUCACCGGAAAACAACCAUGGACUUUCGACAGCAAGGCCCAGCCAAAGGAUGUUCUCUUCAAGAUUGGGUGCAGUGACCAGAUUCCCAAAAUUCCAACAAACAACAGAACAAUAUCCAAAGAGGCUAAAGAUUUUCUCACAAAGUGUUUGGUGAAAGAUCCGACGGCCAGGUGGAAACCCGAUAUGCUUCUCGACCAUCCCUUUGUCAAAAAAGCCGAUCCACCAACACAUGCCGGAAAAUACAGUCAUCAUCAUCAUCAUCACCACCAUAGAUUGUCUCACGGCAUUCACUCUUUGGUGCCUCACUGUUUUCACCACCCGAAAGUGCAGGCCUGCUGA
This is a messenger RNA of Striga hermonthica, 588 nucleotides long. Lineage: Eukaryota; Viridiplantae; Streptophyta; Magnoliopsida; Lamiales; Orobanchaceae. The record is from the annotation of a GenBank genome assembly.